Neopsephotus bourkii (Bourke's parrot) is the source of this 464-nucleotide messenger RNA. It is a transcript of the gene FDX2, whose product is annotated as ferredoxin 2. Bases 17 to 448 code for a protein of 143 amino acids. Gene Ontology annotation, cellular component: mitochondrion. Gene Ontology annotation, biological process: P450-containing electron transport chain; positive regulation of oxidoreductase activity. The transcript is spliced from 4 exons. NCBI's taxonomy places the organism in Eukaryota, Metazoa, Chordata, Aves, Psittaciformes, Psittacidae. The record is from RefSeq and is a predicted model, not a curated record. Gene Ontology annotation, molecular function: 2 iron, 2 sulfur cluster binding.
UCACGUGCCGCCCAUCAUGGCGGCCUCCAGGGUGCUAACGCAGUGCCUGCUGCGGGGAGCGGUGCGGGGCCUCAGCAGCAGCACCGAGGGAGCCACCGUGAACGUCGUCUUCGUUGACCGGACGGGGCGGGAGGUCCCGGUGCGGGGCCGCGUCGGGGACAACGUCCUGCACUUGGCGCAGCGGCACGGGCUGGAGCUGGAGGGUGCCUGCGAGGCCUCCCUCGCCUGCUCCACGUGUCACGUCUAUGUCAGUGACCCCCACUUCGACCGGCUCCCGCCCCCCGAUGAGCGGGAAGAGGAUCUCCUGGACCAGGCGCCGCUGCUGCAGGAGCGCUCCCGCCUGGGCUGCCAGCUCCUCCUGUCCCCGGCGCUAGAGGGCGCUCGCUUCACGCUCCCCCGCCUCAGCCGCAACUUCUACGUGGAUGGGCACGUCCCGAAACCCCAUUGACAGCGGGGGGGGGGGA